Messenger RNA from Sphaeroforma arctica JP610, 157 nucleotides. RefSeq lists its product as hypothetical. The annotation marks the transcript as partial. The record is from RefSeq and is a predicted model, not a curated record. The transcript has a single exon. Lineage: Eukaryota; Ichthyosporea; Ichthyophonida.
UAUAGUCUCCUCGCGAAGGGCAAAGGAAGGUCAGCCGCAAAUGCCCCCACAGCUGUCGCCACACAAACGGUUCAAGCGCUACAUAGUCACUGCGUGGGUGGCCAGCGUGGUUCUGGGCAUUCAGCUGUUCCUGUUCCAGGUUAUUGUAGUCACGUAA